AUGUCAUGCCAAAAGAAAUGCGAGGGCUGUUCUUGCAGCGACGCUCCUCCCAAACCGACCGAAAUCGAAGAUUGCAUCGCCGAGCUUAAUGCCCUCCGUCGACGCAAUCAAGAGCUUGAAACUCGUCUCGGCGUUGCAUCUAAUGCCGGUAAGACAAAUGUAGUCCGCAAGCCGGGCAGGACACUCAGAUCCUCUGCGUGGUUUGACUGUCGCAGUGACCCCGGUAUGACCGCCAUCUACAUGGAGCGAUACUUCAACUACGGUAUUACCCGUGAAGAACUCAUGUCUGGCAAACCUAUGAUUGGAAUAGCUCAGACGGGAUCUGAUAUUGCGCCCUGUAACCGCCACCAUCAAGAGCUGGCGAAGCGUGUCCGUGAGGGUAUUCGCACGGCUGGUGGUAUUGCUUUUGAAUUCCCGACUCAUCCUAUUCAAGAGACUUCUCGACGGCCUACUGCGACUCUUGAUAGGAAUCUGGCUUAUUUGAGUCUGGUGGAGGUUCUGACGGGUUACUUCCUUGAUGGUGUGGUUCUUUUGACGGGUUGUGAUAAGACGACUCCUGCUUGCUUGAUGGCUGCGGCUACAGUGAACAUUCCAGCCAUUUGUCUGAAUGUUGGGCCUAUGCUGAAUGGGUACUCCAAAGGAGCUUUGACUGGAGCUGGCACUGUUCUGUGGAAAGGACGAGAGAUGUACGCCACGGGCGAAAUCGACGAGUACGAGUUUAUGGACUACAUUUCUCGAGGAACCCCUUCAGUCGGCCACUGCAACACGAUGGGAACCGCAUCCACCAUGAAUGCCCUUGCCGAGUCUCUCGGCAUGGCUCUUCCAGGCUCAGCUGCUAUCCCCGCAGCGUACCGCCACCGAGCUCAAUGCGCCUACGAAACGGGAAAGCAGAUCGUGGAGAUGGUCGAAUCAGACCGCAAGCCUAGCGAUCUGAUGACGCGCGAAGCAUUCGAGAAUGCAAUCGUGGCCAACGCAGCCUUUGGAGGUAGCACUAACGCUCCUAUUCACAUCAAUGCGAUCGCUCAGCAUAUGGGCGUCGAGGUCUCGAUGGAUGACUGGGAUAACAUUGGAUCGAAGAUCCCUCUUCUGUUGAAUAUGCAGCCUUCGGGUGAAUAUCUUGGAGAGGAGUACUACCGCGCUGGGGGACUUCCGGCUAUUAUGGCGGAGCUUCUGGAUGAGGGCAAGAUUAAUGGGGACGUUUUGACUUGCAAUGGGAAGACGAUGUCUGAGAACGUACGGGGCAAAAACUCGUGGGAUCGUCGAGUUAUUCGUCCGUACAGUGAUCCCUUGAUGAAGGAUGCUGGAUUUAUUCAUCUGAAGGGUACUCUGUUCGACUCUGCGAUUAUGAAGACUUGUGUUAUCUCACCUGCCUUCAGGGAACGCUACCUUUCCAACCCUGAGGAUCCGGAGGCGUUCGAGGGUUCGGUUGUGGUGUUCGAUGGUCCCGAGGAUUACAAUAGCCGACUCGAAAACAUGCCCAGCAUCGACGACAAGACGAUUCUUAUCAUGCGCGGCGUCGGUCCUUUGGGUUACCCCGGUGCAGCGGAGGUUGUCAACAUGCACCCUCCAGGCAGACUGCUCAAGCAAGGAAUCGACGCGCUGUUUUGUAUCGGCGACGGACGGCAGUCUGGAACGUCGGGUUGCCCGUCAAUUCUGAAUGCCAGCCCUGAGGCAGCCGCCGGGGGUAAUCUGGCCAUUAUCAAAGAUGGAGAUAAACUUCGAAUCGAUUUGCGGAAGCGGCGUGUGGAUAUUCUUAUCAACGACUAUGAGCUCCAGCAAAGAAUCCAGGAGAAUAGCCAGAAGGAAUACCCAUUGGUUCCCAGUGGUACUCCUUGGCAAGAAAUCUUCCGCCAGGAAACUGGUCAGCUGUCUGAUGGAAUGGUAUUGAAGAAGGCUGUCAAGUAUCAACGUCUGGCACAGCGGGAUGGCCCGCCCAGACACAACCACUGA
Messenger RNA from Penicillium cinerascens, 1950 nucleotides. RefSeq names its product IlvD/Edd family dehydratase. The coding region runs from base 1 to 1950 and encodes 649 amino acids. The record is from RefSeq and is a predicted model, not a curated record. Gene Ontology annotation, molecular function: hydro-lyase activity. NCBI's taxonomy places the organism in Eukaryota, Fungi, Ascomycota, Eurotiomycetes, Eurotiales, Aspergillaceae. The transcript has 3 exons.